This is a messenger RNA of Homarus americanus (American lobster), 498 nucleotides long. Its product is annotated as probable cationic amino acid transporter. Gene Ontology annotation, molecular function: amino acid transmembrane transporter activity. The record is from RefSeq and is a predicted model, not a curated record. NCBI's taxonomy places the organism in Eukaryota, Metazoa, Arthropoda, Malacostraca, Decapoda, Nephropidae. Gene Ontology annotation, cellular component: plasma membrane. The coding region runs from base 1 to 498 and encodes 165 amino acids. Gene Ontology annotation, biological process: amino acid transport; transmembrane transport. The transcript is spliced from 4 exons.
AUGCGAAAGCGAAGGUCAUUAGUAAAUAAAGUCAGUGUGUGCUACGCUGAGUUCGGGGUGCGGGUGCCCAACACAUCGGGAGGAGCCUACAUGUACAGCUACGUUACCGUUGGGGAGCUCAUGGCCUUCAUCAUUGGCUGGAACAUGAUACUUGAGGAGCUCAUCGGCACCUCCGCCUGCGCCUGUGCCCUCAGUGCCUGUUUCGACGCCAUCGCCAACGGGGCCAUCUCCUCCAGCAUGGAGAGCAACUUCGGCACACUGUUCGGUGGACCGCCGGACCUGUUAGCCUUCGUGCUGACUCUGAUGAUGGGAGGAGUGCUGGUGGCUGGGGUGCGCAAAUCCGUGCAGUUCAACAACACACUCAACUUGAUCAACUUCUGUGUGUGGGUGUUCAUCAUGGUGGCCGGUCUCUUCUACGUCGACACCACCAACUGGAGUGAACACGGCGGCUUUACACCUUUUGGGUGGUCUGGGGCAUUUUUGUCCGGUAAAGAGUAA